AGUCGGACAGGGAUCCACACAUCACACAGCGGUCAGUUGUGAGUGAUUAAACUUAGUGGCCUGAUGAGUCGCGCUGUGUGAAGGCCAGUAUGCUUGAGCAGUGUGAUCUGGGAUGGAGGCACCGCUAAUGGUGGGGAGGGGAACCGGAGGAACUGCCAGCUUUAACCUCAUCGUCGUCGUCCUCCUCCUCUCGGCCAGGAGCUCCCGAGAGCAGAAAGGGGAUGGCUGUGGACACACAGUGCUUGGAGUGGGCAGCGGCAGCCUGGCAUCACUGGGCUACCCUAUCUUCCACCCCGCAGACUCGGUUUGUGAGUGGGAGAUCAGCGGUAGUGUCGGAAACACACUUCUCCUGCGUGUGGCGGACCUCGACAUGAAUACAAACAACUGCCAGGUGUCGUACCUCCGACUGUUCAAUGGCAUAGGAGCGGGCAGAACCAAGAUCGUUAAGUUCUGCAGCGGAGAUGUGAGUGGGCCAAAAGUUGUGGAGUCAUCAGGUCAUCAGGUCACAGUGCAGUUCAUGAGCGGCCCACACAGCCUCGGGCGGGGAUUUUUCCUCUCUUAUGCCAGCAGCCCACAGCCAGAUCUGAUCUCCUGUUUAGAGAAAGGUACAGACUUCACUGAUGCUGAGUUCAGUAAAUUCUGUCCUGCUGGGUGUUUGACUGACUUCAGCCAGGUGUCUGGAACCAUACCUCAUGGAUACAGAGACACAUCUGCUUUGUGUCUGGCGGGUAUCCAUGCUGGCGUGGUGUCAAACACACGCGGAGGACAUAUCAGUGUAGUAAGCAGUAAAGGCAUCCCAUACUAUGACAGCACACUGGCCAACAAUGUCACCACUGUAUCAGAAAACCUCUCCCGCAGCCUCUUCACUUUUAAAACCAGCGGCUGCUAUGGUACACUGGGUUUGGAGUCAGGUGUGGUCAGUGACUCACAGAUCACUGCCUCCUCCGUGUGGGAGUGGAAUCGUCACAGCAAUACACCAUCGGUCUGGGCAGCCUCAGGGGCGCGGCUGAAAAAGCCUGGGCUUCCAUGGGGAGCCGCCAACGGAGACACAAAGCAAUGGAUUCAGGUGGAUCUGAAGAGAAAAAAACGAGUGACAGGAAUCACCACCACUGGCUCCACUUUACUUGAGUACCAAUGUUUUGUUUCUACCUACCGUGUGCACUACAGCAAUGAUGGACAGAACUGGACGGCCUAUCUGGAAGCAGGUUCAAACCAAGACAAGGUUUUUCAAGGAAAUACAAACUACUUUCACGAAGUGAGAAACAACUUCAUCCCACCGAUAGAGGCUCGCUUUAUCAGAAUAAUUCCCUCUCAGUGGCAUCAGAGGAUCGCCCUUAAAAUGGAGCUGCUUGGCUGUCAGUUACCUGCAGCUGGGCCACGGAUGUUUCACCCUGCACCUCCUCCCAAAAGAAGCACUGUGCCUCCACUACAGGAGCGAACAACACACACGCCCAACGUUCGAAACGUCACCAUGCCUCCACAUUCUCAUAACGAAGUGGCAUUGGUGGCGGUGUUGGUUCCUGUGUUGGUGGUGCUUCUCACAGCUCCAGUGCUGAUGAUUGUGUGUGCAUGGUUGUGGAAGAGCAGGAAAAGUCCUGAAGUGACCUAUGAUCUUCCACACUGGGAUCGUACAGAUUGGUGGAAGAGCAUGAAACAGCUGUUGCCGUCUAAGCUGGAUGGUGAGGUAGGUGUGCGCUACAGCUCUACUGCCCGAACUGAACACCAAAGACCACGGGUCGAACCUGCAGAAUAUGCUCAUCCUCUUGUUGCCGGUACCAUGGCCUCUCUGGGUCAGAGGUCAACGUUUAAGCCUGAAGAAGGAGCUGACCCCGAGUAUGAUGCCCCCUUGACCCCUGGACAGUACCAUGCUUAUGCAGAACCCCUCCCUUCCUCUGGAGCUGAGUAUGCUAUUCCCAUCACCAUCGACAGAGCCAAUCACAUAUCGGGAGGUACGUUACCUUUCCAGAGCAGAGGCCGGGGCUUACUGGCCCAAACAGACAGCAAGCAAUCAGAGAGGUCCAUGUACGACACUCCCAAAAGCACAUCAGACCAAGCAGAGCCCACAUCCGGGCAGUUAUACCAGGUGCCUCAGAAUUGCAACAGUCCACCUUGCCAAGAAAUAGACUGACCAAUCAGAGCACGGUGCUCAUGUCCAGUCAGAACUUAAAUCCUAACGCUAACCACCAUGUUUUUAAGAAAUGUGGACACAUGUCAUGUUCGUGCUCGUAGCUGUGUGUCACUGUCCCAGUCUCUUUAAAUAGUGUGCCGUAGCAGUCCUAUCACUGAAAUUCCACACCGGAAUGUCUGAGACGUGAGGUAGGCAGGGAGACCGUUACACUACUGUUUUAGCUUGUGUCUGUGUGGGAAUGUGUGUGUCCUAAUGUGAGAUCGUAUCCGUGAAUGUUCUCUGCCAUUAAACUGUGAGUCCGUUUACUUUUCCUUUACUAGUAAGAGGAGUCACUCCAGAAGUCUUAGUCUGAGGCCUGUGUUUUUCACCACGUGUGCAUGUGAAUUCUUUUGUGUGUUAAAGGCAUAAUUGUUGUAUCCACUAGGGGGCGGAUCACCACCUGAACCUUUUUUUAACAUCAGGAGAACUGGCUAUGACCUUAAGGUACAACUGUAAUAAACAGUAGGCUAUCUCAGGCUUGGUCAUGUAUGCGGUUUAAGAUUUAGCAUCUAUUCUGUGUCAUUCUGGGAUGCGUAAGAAAUUAUUUCUUUUUAAUAAAUGUCUCUCCAUCAUCAGGACUUCUCAUAAUCGUGACUUUAUUCAAACACCUUUUUCCUUUGUUCUAAUUUGGAUGAUUCAUUUGGAGAUUACUGCUUUUACCUGCCAGAUAUGACGUCAAAUUGACCUGGCUUGUUAUCUGCUGAUUUUCAGCCAUGCAAGCCCCCAUUAGUGGUUAUGCCAGAAGGAUAUGUUUACACAGCACUCAGAGGUGAUUUUCUGGUUACAUCCCAAACCACAUCCUAUCUACUACAUAGUGUUUAACUAUACAGUAGUGUGUGAUUUUUGGGGCACUGUCUGCAUCAUCUACUGUCAUUAUUUCAAGAGCCUCCUUCAGGAAGCAUGGACUGCUUUAAAAUUUAGAACCGAGUUUGGUUGUGUCUUAAUAAGAGUGAGAGAAUUUCUGGCAGGUUUUUAUAGACACAACAUCAUGUUAGAGAGAGAUGACUGUGAUUCCAGGCAAAGCUUUUCAGUACUUUUUAAUUCUAUAGCCUUGUGGCCUUUAGUUUAAAACUACAGAAAAAAAACAUAAUAACUGUAAUUUAGACACUGAUUACACAGUAAAAAGGCACAAAUGCUUUUUUUUUUUUUUUUUUCUCAAAUGGCAUCCUUUGUGCUGCAUAGUGUGCAGCUUCACUGUUGAAAGUGCACUACAGUGCAGUGCGAUUUGGGAUACAGCCUACUUCAGCUGCAGCUUUACUCAGAGUUUCACAUCCUGAGGCUUAUACUGGGUAAAUCAUUUUAAAAGUUUGGCUCUGUCCUCAGAAAACUUCAUUCCCAUCCACCUUCAAGCCAAAAUCAGCCACAGUUCUUCAGAAACAAAUCUCAUUAGGAGGAGACAGCUGGCCUUGCCAGAAAAUAUCUUGUCACACACAACACUGUCAAGUCAGAACAUGACAGUUCCCCCAGUGCAGAACUAAAGAGGAAACAUCACACACCACGUUCUGUAAUGGUUGGCUGAUCCAGAACAUUUUGUGCAAUUGAUUACUGCUGAGUUGCUUGUUUAUAACAUAUAAUCCCCACAGAUCGGUACUUACAGAUCAGUAAUGGCUUAUUGAUGGAUGGCAGAUUCAUGAUUUGAAAAUGGUACAUCUUAAAAUGGUCUCAUCCUUUUAUGCAAAAAAACUGAUAAUUCCUUCUUCACACUCGUGGAACCGUAUGGAGAAAUAUUUUUCAUUUUUAAGAACUGUAUUUUUUCCAUAUUGCAAUAGUUGACGUUCGUGCUGGAAUUUCACAGUGACGUGUAGUGCCUAAACCAUCGUUCCUAACAGAUCCUGAGCUCCGGGAUGUACUGUUGUCAUAGAUACACUGUUGCCUUGAGGCGCCUUGUCAAAUGUGACACUUCUGCGCUGAAUGAAUAAAUAUACCAGUUUGUUCGCCUGGUCGAAUCCAUCAAUGCCUUUAAAUAUUAACAUUGAGAAGUGCUUUGAUCCUGAACGCCAAAUAAUGACCAGAUCCAGUCUAAUCAUCAGUGAAGUGUUCUAUAGAAGUAUCAGACCAAAAGAUCCAUUUAUUAGAACAGAAGUGCCAGUAGAACGUCUCAUGCUUCACUCAUCAUAUCUACACUUGAUCUGAUGAGCCUACAGUUUAAAAAGUGUAAUUAUGGUACUACGAAGUCAGAUAAUAAGCAAAGCAGAAUCACACUGGGUUUCUGACACGGUGAACUCUGGGUGUGUAUGAGUGAUCCGUUUCAUUGUCUUAUUGUGUUUAAUAUCCACAUUGUGAUUGUGUUGAUGUGACAGUUUCUGUGUCUGUCUGUGCACUGUAUUCAAUGACUGUGUGUCUCUUCUAUUUACUGUAAGUGAUUUUUCUGUCCGUACUGUAGAAUGAUUGUAUAAAAUGAUUGUAUAGAAAUGGCAAAUUGAAAUUUUAAUAAAAAUAUAAAUACAGAUCA
Molecule: messenger RNA, 4619 nt
Organism: Trichomycterus rosablanca
Lineage: Eukaryota; Metazoa; Chordata; Actinopteri; Siluriformes; Trichomycteridae
Gene: dcbld2
Product: discoidin, CUB and LCCL domain containing 2
Exons: 15
Coding region: 113-2128 (671 amino acids)
Biological process (GO): wound healing
Cellular component (GO): plasma membrane
Molecular function (GO): signaling receptor activity
Source: RefSeq, a predicted model, not a curated record